GCUUCUUCUCGGGGGAGCUUCUCCCUCAGUCCGCCAUUUUCCCCGAAGUGAGGCGAAGUGGCGGCGGCGAAGAAAGCGCUUCCUCUGGCGCCACGGAGAGGAACAUAAGGAUUCCAUGGCGAUAUCUCUGGCGCGAUGACAAUCAAAGCAGCAUCUAGUGGACAUUGUGGAAUUUGAAAACCAAAGAAGCUGUAAGGAAAAGGGUCCUGUAUGAAAAAGACAUCCUCUCCAGGUGCUGAUCUUACUGAUCUGACUUUGGGGAAAAAUAAAGGGAAAAAGAAGACAGAAGUGUCCAUAUUGCAGUUAAAAAUACAUACCACUGUCAACAUGCAGGAGGAACCCUAUAAAUGCCUGGAGUGUGGAAAGAGCUUCAAAAACCAUCAAAGUCUGCAGUCACAUCAAUGGACUCACACUGGGGAGAAACCCUAUAUAUGCCUGGAAUGUGGCCGGAGCUUCACUUGGAGGAACCACCUGCAGUCACAUCAAAGGACUCACACUGGGGAGAAACCUUAUAAAUGCCUGGAGUGUGGAAAGAGCUUCACUCAGAGUGGAGAACUAAGUUCACAUCAACGAACUCACACUGGAGAGAAACCCUAUGAAUGCCUGGAGUGUGGAAAGAGCUUCAGCCACAAUCGAAAUCUGCAGUCACAUCGAAGGACUCACACUGGGGAGAAACCCUAUAAAUGCCUAGAGUGUGGAAAGAGCUUCAAACACAAUCAAAGUCUGCAGCCACAUCGAAGGACUCACACUGGGGAGAAACCCUAUACAUGUCUAGAGUGUGGAAAGAGCUUCAAACACAGUCGAAGUCUGCAGUCACAUCGAAGGACUCACACUGGGGAGAAACCCUAUACAUGCCUAGAGUGUGGAAAGAGCUUCAAACACCAUCGAAGUUUGCAGUCACAUCGAUGGACUCACACUGGGGAGAAACCCUAUACAUGCCUGGAAUGUGGCCGGAGCUUCACUCGGAGGGAACACCUGCAGCAACAUGAAAGGACUCACACUGGGGAGAAACCGUAUAAAUGCCUMGAGUGUGGAAAGAGCUUCAUUGGCAGUGGAGAACUAAGUUCACAUCAACGAACUCACACUGGAGAGAAACCCUAUGAAUGCCUGGAGUGUGGAAAGAGUUUCACUUGGAGGAAUAGUCUGCAGCGARAUGAAAGGAUUCACACUGGUGAGAAACCCUAUAAAUGCCUGGAAUGUGGAAAGAGCUUCACUGAUAGUGGAAGUCUACAUAACCACCAACGAACUCACACUGGGGAGAAACCCUAUAAAUGCCUGGAGUGUGGAAAGAGCUUCGCUAAGCGUGAGGGUCUCCAGUCUCACCACAGAACCCACACUGGGGAGAAACCCUAUAAAUGUCUGGAAUGUGGUAAGAACUUCACCAAGAGUGGAAAUCUACAUUCACAUCAAAGGACUCACACUGGGUGGAAAUCCUAUAAGUGCCUGGAGUGUGGAAAAUGUUUCAGUUGGGAGUGUUCUCUGCAGCGACAUGAAAGGAUUCACACUGGGGAGAAACCCUAUAAAUGCCUGGAAUGUGGAAAGAGCUUCAGUGAGAGUGGAAAGCUACAUAACCACCAUCGAACUCACACUGGGGAGAAACCCUAUAAAUGUCUGGAAUGUGGAAAGAACUUCACCCAGAGUGUACAUCUACAUUCACAUCAAAAAACUCACACUGGGGAGAAACCCUAUGAAUGCCUGGAGUGUGGAAUGAGUUUCACUUUGAGACAUCAGCUGCAGCGACAUGGAAGGGUUCACACUGGGGAGAAACCCUAUCAAUGCCUGGAGUGUGGAAAGAACUUCACUGGCAAUGGAGACCUACGUAAACACCAACAAACACAUACUGGGGAGAAACCCUAUCAAUGCCUGGAGUGUGGAAAGAGCUUCUGUGUAAGUGGAAAUCUUCAAAAACAUGAUAGAAUGCACACUGGGAUGCCUUGAGUGUGGCAUCCCUCGGAGGGUUCAUCUGCAGCCACAUGAAACUCACAUUCUAGUAAAUGGAUGCUAAGGGAGACUCUCUAAGAUGUACAAAAGCAGCUCUAACAAAUGUAAAUGACAGUAUAACAUUUGGAAUUUUAUCUCUUGUGGUAAUCUUGCAGAAAAGCCCAGAAAUAUUGGGCUCAAAUAGAUAAGUGAGAAGGGCGGGGGUAUAAAUAUAGGAAAUAAAAAGUGUAGAAGAAUGGGAGGAACUUUGGAAGAAUAGAUUCCAAUUUACAAGAAGUUACUUUUUUUUUUUACAAAAUGAUCCUCAGAUGCUACAUAACUCCAGAAAAACCCUCAAAGAUAAAUUAAAUAAUUGAAUUUAUGCUGGAGAUGUAAAUAAAUGACUGGACCCUUUUAUCAUAUGUGGUGAACUUGCCCAAAGGCUAAACCCUUCUAGAUAAACAUGCACACCAAUAUUGAAAACAAAAU
Messenger RNA from Anolis sagrei ordinatus, 2409 nucleotides. The record is from RefSeq and is a predicted model, not a curated record. NCBI's taxonomy places the organism in Eukaryota, Metazoa, Chordata, Lepidosauria, Squamata, Anolidae.